This is a messenger RNA of Patella vulgata (common limpet), 6638 nucleotides long. Its product is annotated as fibropellin-1-like. NCBI's taxonomy places the organism in Eukaryota, Metazoa, Mollusca, Gastropoda, Patellidae. The transcript is spliced from 12 exons. Gene Ontology annotation, cellular component: plasma membrane; protein-containing complex. Gene Ontology annotation, molecular function: calcium ion binding. The coding region runs from base 837 to 2582 and encodes 581 amino acids. The record is from RefSeq and is a predicted model, not a curated record. Gene Ontology annotation, biological process: heterophilic cell-cell adhesion; establishment or maintenance of epithelial cell apical/basal polarity.
GUGUCGUUUGACUAGCUGGUAGUCAGUCAGUGUCCUAUAUAGAUCUACCUGAAGACAGGUAAACCUGGUCUAGUGGUGUAUAUAUAAGAUGGAUACAUAUUUAACGACCUGUGGUUCCCGUCUAUAAAUAACUACAGGUAUAUGUAUGUAUGUACAGUGUGUGACACUGUUCAUUUGACGAAGGAUGAUUUAAGUGUUGUUGGUGUUAAUUUUGUGUUGAUAUGAAUCUGUGGAAAGUGUUUACCUGUAUUUUAAUGUGAAAUCCAGGUAUAUAACAAACUCGUUUAUACCUAUAACUGACAGUGAUUGACAAUUUUCUACAGUUGAUGAUUUAUAUAGUUACCUAGAGUUACACAAGCUGACUAAAUGUCAUUGAAAAGUUCAAGUCCAUGGCAUGUGAUAAAAACUUGAAACAGAAAACUUUGUGUAGUGAACUCAUUAAUAUUAUUUCAAUGACAUUCAAAGCAAUUUUGGAGUAGAGAAUAACCUAUGUACAAAGACAAAGCUGAACAGUAAUUUAAUUUUAUGAUUUUGUGAACUUUAAAUCUGAAAAUCUUACUUCAUAUUUUGUAUUUUUCAUCAAAAAUACAUCUGUAUUGUGGCUGGAAAUUAACCGAAGUAUAAUUUUAUAAAUUUUGUGCUCUAGAUGUGAUAGCGUGACAUCGUAGGUGACCUCAGUGAUUCUGACCUUUGACUUAUCUUGAGAUUUGGUAUAUGUGAUGUGUCUACUCUGCAUUUAUUGGUGAUAUUUAUAAAUACAAAAAUAUUUAUAAAAUGUUAGUUAUAUGAAUGUACCAUAUAAUUAAGAAGUGAUAUUAGAUGUUCUAAAGAGAACCAUGGAUAAACCGGGAAUAUUUCAUCGUUUUAUAAUAAUUGGAAUAACUGUUUACUAUUAUUUAUCUCUGCCUUCACCAAUCAGCUGUCAGACGGAUAUUAACUUCUGUAAGAAUGAUUCAUGUGAAAAUGGUGGCAAUUGUUAUGAGAAGGAAACAGAUUAUGGAUGUAAUUGUUCUAAUGAAUGGACGGGAAGAAACUGUAACAUUUUGGUGAAUAGUUCCUGCAAUGAUGUUCCGUGUAAAAAUGGUGGAUCUUGUCAGCCGAUCAACCUUACCACAAGUUCAGGGCUGAUUGAAAGUUUUAAUUGUUCAUGUAUGGAUGGUUAUCAGGGUCCAACCUGUGAAGAUAUACUAGAUUUAUGUGUAGAUGUUCCGUGUUUUAACAACGCAACAUGUAACUCAACACCAUCUAACUAUCAAUGUACUUGUCAGCCAGGUUUUACUGGUGAUAGAUGUGAAACUAAUAUAGAUGACUGUACAUCAUCUGGUUGUGUUAACGGUGAUUGUCAAGAUGGCUUAAAUAAUUAUUAUUGUAACUGUACCGAAGGGUGGACAGGUAAAUAUUGUAAUGAAGAUAUCGAUGAAUGUAAUACGACUACACCUUGUCAACAAGGUGUCUGUAUAAAUACACCUGGUAGUUUCUAUUGUAACUGUAACGGUACUGGAUAUAAUGGUACAAAUUGUGCCGACGAGGUUGACGAAUGUUCAUUGGUUCCACCGCAGUGUAAGAACGGAGCAAAUUGUACGAACACAGUAGGCAGUUAUAACUGUAGUUGUACGCUGGGAUAUACUGGAGACGACUGUGAUAUACCAGAUUGUAGUGCCAACCAAUGUGAAAAUAAUAGUACAUGUAUAGUUAGCGAUCAAAAAUGGAUGUGUCAAUGCCUGGAAUAUUAUUAUGGUGAUCAAUGUGAGAUAGCGGGACCAUGUACAUAUGGUUAUUGUGAUGAUAUUAAUACAGACACCUGUCAACAAGAUGAAAUAACUAUGAAUUAUACAUGUGUCUGUAACCAAGGUUGGGAAGGAGAGAAUUGUACCAAGGAUAUAGAUGAGUGUGUGGAUCUAUCACCUUGUUUAAAUGGUGCUACCUGUAAUAAUUUAAACGGAUCAUACACCUGUGAUUGUAUACCAGGUUAUACAGGAAAUAACUGUGGAUCAGAUAUUGAUGAAUGUCUAACCAAUACAUGUUUAAAUGGUGGAACAUGUAAUGAUUAUUUAAAUUAUUUUAACUGUACUUGUACUGCUGGUUAUAUGGGCCUCAACUGUAGUAAAGAUAUUGAUGAAUGUUUGUCGACACCGUGUAAAAACAAUCAGCCGUGUAUCAACUCUGAUGGAAGCUUCUCCUGCAACUGUAGCCCAAAUUAUCUCGGAAAUCUGUGUCAGCACGAUAAUCCAUGUGACAUUGAAACCUGCCAAAAUGGAGGAUUAUGUAAGACUAAUGUAACAGAAGACAAUAAUUACGUGCCGUUCUGUGAAUGUGUGAAUGGAUUUGAAGGAGCUCGAUGUGAAAGAGCUGAUCCUUCAAAACAACCAGUAGAUGACAAUGUUAAUAUAUGGGCGAUAAUUGGACCAAUCAUAGCCAUUGUUGUCAUUGUCGUCAUCAUAGUUGCCGUAGUUUUCUUUAGAAUGGCCAGAAAGAAACGUGCGACUAGAGGACAGUAUUGUCCAAGUCAACAGGAGAACGCCGGUGCUAGAGUAGAAUUAGGAAAUGUAUUAAAGAAACCGCCCCAAGAAAGACUCAUAUAGACAAUUAUUUAUAAAUUUAAAUUAUGCAAGAAUUAUUAAUUUAAUUUGUAAAAGUGCUUUUCUCGUCAUAUAAAUGAAUGGUGAUCAAGAUCGUGUGAUAGAAAUUUGGACUAAGAAACAGAAUUAAGACGGUCACUACAUAGUCAUGAUCAUCAUGUCAAGUGUGAUCAAGACCAAAAGUAAACACUUUGUGAGUUUCAUUGGUAUGAUGAACGUGCUGUGAUCAAAAUAUCACUUCAAGCCAAGAGUGAUUGCCGUGAUUAAAGGUUGCCAUUGUUCUAGUGUUGAUAAAAGGAUUGGAUUAGACAUAUUAUAUAAACUGUGUUUUAGAAUGAACAAGAUCUGGGAAGUUAUCCUUCCUCAAAACUAGAAGUUAUCAUUCCUUGGAACAAGCGGUUAUCAUUCCUUGGAACAACAAGUUAUCAUUCCUUGGAACAAGCGGUUAUCAUUCCUCGGAACAACAAGUUAUCAAUCCUUGGAACAACAAGUUAUCAUUCCUUAGAACAAGAAGUUAUAAUUCCUCAGAACAAGAAGUUAUAAUUCCUUAGAACAAGAAGUUAUCCUUCCUCAGAAUAAACUAUCCACAUGAUGAUAAAAAUCAUGGCUAUGUUAAUCGAAUCAUCUUCACGGUAAUUGUUAAUAUGAUAGAGAAUUAUUUUAAAUGGUGGGAAGAAUUAGAUAUUGAUAUCGUAUUGUCCAAGAUAAUUUGAUGUAAGAUGUGAAUUGUAACGAAUAUCCACUUCCGGAUAUAUCGACCGUGUGAAUCAACAUCUAAUAAACUAUAGCAAUUAAUGAAAAUGUAUCAGUGACUGUAUUUCUAAAGUAUUUUUGAUUGCAACUAUUGUGCUAUUAUAUCUUUAAGCCUUCGGUCACAUGUGAAUCGAUCAUUUUUUCUAAUAUACAAUUUAUAAUGGAGAGAUCUGCUUUCUUGAAAUCUUCAUUUAUAAUCUUAAUGAAUUCGGAAUCGUUAGGCCACCAUCUGGGUUUUAUUCAUGGAAACUUAAAUCUUUUAUACUGGAUACCAACUGACACUCGAUACUUGUUAACCACUGGGGGAGGAGGGGUGGGGGUGGAUUGCCGAAUGGUUAGUACGUUUUAUCAUAAGGUAUGUCAUUGAGUCAACUGUCGUUGUUUCGAUUCCCUGGUUGUACGUGACAAGGAGUAGGGUCGCCUGUCCAACCUCAUGAGUUUUCUCCCGGUCCUUCGGUAUCCUCCCACAGUUAAAGACCCCUAUGCACUAGUGAAUUAUUGAACUAUAUGUUAGUCCCGAAAUGACCUGGUUUGUGUAUAGUGGAUGUUAAACUCUAUUUCUCUCUGUCUCAUCCUUGAGGAAUUAAAGAAAUUUUAUAACUCAUCUUAUGGGUUAAAUAUCUCAUAUUUUGAUGGCUAGCAACAAGUGUUCGAUAUUAGGGGAAAAAUAUGUCAAUUCAAUGAAGAUUUAAGUUUUUGACAAAUAGGACUACCUUUUUAUUUUUUGCAUGUACAGCUAUAAAAUGGAUUACAAGAAAUGAAUCAGUCAUUCUUUAAGUUUAGCUAAUGAUAAAUUAUUUGUUUAGUUGUUGUGUAUGUACGUUCAGGGAAUCGGCUUGUUUCAUUAGUUUGUAUAUUUUGUAUAUUAUAUCAUCUGGUUAUAAUGGAAGGAUAAUGUGAGUCCCACGUAAAACAAACUGUGCAAUAAGUAAUAUACCAUCUUUCACAAGUUUACAUAUCAUAUACUAAUAGACAAUACAGUCCUCACUGCUCAACAAAAUAUAAAACAAACGGUACAUAAAUACAGCACAGACAUUCCAAAAUGUGAAAUGUGAAUAAAGCUGUUAGCUACAUGAACCUACCAUAGAUGAUUUUAGCGGCAAAUAUGGUGAAUUUAAUGCCAAUGAAAAUUGUUUCAGAUAAACACUUAAUGGGUUGUGACCCUUAAUCACUUUUUAGCAUAUGGACUGCUCCUACUACUUAGUGACAGUGGUUGUAUGUUUCGGUGUUUACCUAUCUUUAAUAAGAUGCACUAUUUUAUAUGAAAAUUUUAAAAAAGAACAAAAAUUAUUGCUUUUAUAGAAUUCAAAAUGAUCGAUUGAGUUUCUCAUGUCAUCUUUACUACCUUUACACAUUGUUGUGUUAUAACGUCUGUCCUGACCUAUGAAAAACAAAAAAAAAGGAUUUGUCAAGUUUUUAUUCAAAACAUUCCUUCAAUAAUCCGGCCAAUUUUACCUAAAGUGUCUAUUUGUUAAUUAAGUUGUGUCAAGUGCCUCGUUUAUUUUAUCAUUUAUAUUUUUGGUGAAAUAUGCAGUUGUGAAAUAUAUUUAGCUAAAUAUGAAUCUGUGAUAUUAAUAAUGGAGAAAAUUUAAUUUCCUUCAGAGUUACUACAGUACAUGUACCAAGACGAUCUGAUUCAAUUUAAAAUAUAAGAGUUGUGCUAAUAAUUUAUAUUCUUUUUAAAUUUGAAAUAUAAACAAAGAGAGUAUUGAUCAUAAUGUCAUAUAAUUGAAAAGAUAUUUUAACAUAGAUUGUGCAUUAUGUUAAUCUUCCAUUAAAUAUGCUCAUUAUAGUUAUAUUUAUUUCCAUCAAUAUUUCCAUUACUAUAUACAUAUUUAACGCUCAUAUCAAAGACAAUUUAAUUUCCACUGACUGUUUUCAUUCCACAGGUUUAUUUUAACAUACAUUAUGCAAGAGCUAAAAGGAAUUAAUUAACGGUUUUGUUAAUAAAAAAAAAGUUGUAUUCCUGAAAACAUAUCUUGUUGCCAUCCAAUUAAAUUUUUACGAUCUAAUUAUGAUAUAUAUGCACAGUUUUUAUACAGCAUGAUGCAUUUUAUAAAGCAUUAAUAUUUUUAUAUCUAUCAUCACAUCUCCUUUCAUUUUAUAUAAAUUCAUAUAAUAUUAUUAUAUAUAGCUUAACCAUUUUGUAUAUAAAUCCUAUAUAUUAUUUUAUAUAAUAUUAUUAUAUAGGUUAAUCAUUUUGUAUAUAAAUCCUAUAUAUUAUUGUUAAUAGCAUUAUAUUUUAUAGAUGAUUAUAAUAUACUAUGUCAUACCUGUAUUAUUAUAUACUAUGUCAUACCUGUAUUAUUAUAUAGUAUGUCAUACCUGUAUUAUUAUAUAUUUAAUAUAUACUGUAUAUAUAUUAUAUACCACAGAUUAGAUUGUAUAUAGACAUACCAUGGAUUAUAAUUAGCCUAAUUAUUCAGCAUCAUACACAAUUUAAUAGGUCUGUUUAUAUAAAUCUUUUACUUCAAUAUUAAUGUAUAGAGCUAUAAUUCUUCUAAAUCGGCAAGAAAUGUUGUUUUUUUAUAAUAUUACUGUGUUUUCAUUGACUGAAAAUUAACCCAGCACAGGCCCGUAGCUAGCGGAGGAAUGGGGGGGCAAGCCCAACCAAUGUCACUCGGUUUUAUGGGGAGGCCAUACUGAUAUGGGCACGUUGGUCUUUGGCUUCGUAUUACGUCCAAUGGAAAGGUCGCUGUUCGGCCUGCAGCAUGUAUGUUACCUCAAAUAUGGUAUAUCUUAAGUUAAGUAGGCUUACCGUCGAGAAAAAAACAAACCUUUCUAGUUACCAGUGCUUGUACCAAUUCUAUCCAUGACAUAUAACGACUACCUUUAUUGAUUCAUUCAUGCAUUACAUUCAUUGUAAAAAAAACCUGUGUUCUCUCAAAUUCCAGGUAGAGCACACACAAACAGUAACUUAUUAAAAUCACACAAAAGGUUUUAGUAGUCAGUAAAAUGUUAAUCCAUUCUAGUAACUUAUUCAAAUGAGAUAAAUCUUUAAUAAACAAAUUUAUAAUGGAAUAUUUAUCACUUUUCAGAUAAAUUUUUAUUUUGUGGCAUAUCAAUUUUAUUCAGAUCUUUCUAUUCGUAAUUCAUAUAUAUAUUAAAAAAUCUUAUAUUAUCGUUUUUUACAUAUUAUCAUAUCUUUCUAUUCAUAAUUGAAUUAUAUAAAAAAAUCUUAUCGUUUUUUCAAUCAUAUCAAAGUUUAUUUAUACUAGUGUUUUUCUCGUAAGACAGAUGUUUUACCAGAUUGUUUCUCUUUAAUAAUGUAUAAAAAUUUUGUAUAUGUGUAAAUAAUUUUGUUAU